UGGAAGGGGUGCGGCUUCCCAGGCAGUGCUGGCAGCUCCCGCAGGCAGGAGGGCGUCUGGCGAUCUGAACCGAGUAGAGUACAGUGGUGGGCGACUCGUUCUGGGCGGCGCCAUGGGGAGCCAGCUGAGCACGUUGGGUAGCUUCGUGCUAUCCCCCGUCUGGUUCAUCUACAGCCUCUUCAUGAAGCUUUUCGGGAAGUCAGCGCCCCCCAUCACCCUAGAGAACCCUGAGGUGAAGUACCCGCUGAGGCUGAUUGACAAAGAGAAUAUCAGCCACGACACACGGAGAUUCCGGUUCGCCCUCCCGUCUCCACAGCACGUGCUGGGCCUCCCCAUCGGUCAGCACAUUUACCUCUCAGCCCGGAUCGAUGGGAACCUGGUCAUCCGGCCCUACACCCCGGUCUCCAGUGAUGAUGACAAAGGCUAUGUGGAUCUGGUUAUCAAGAUUUACUUCAAAGACACAAAUCCCAAGUUUCCUGCUGGUGGGAAGAUGUCCCAAUACCUGGAGAGUCUGAAAAUUGGUGACACCAUUGACUUCAGAGGCCCUAGUGGACUGCUGGUCUACCGUGGUAAAGGGAAGUUUGCCAUCCGUCCUGACAAGAAGUCGGAGCCUGCCAUGAAGAUAGUGAAAUCAGUGGGCAUGAUUGCAGGGGGGACAGGCAUCACCCCGAUGCUGCAGUUAAUCCGUGCCAUCAUGAAGGACCCUGAUGACCACACCAUCUGCCACUUGCUGUUUGCCAAUCAGACAGAGAAGGACAUUCUGCUCCGCCCAGAGCUGGAGGAACUGAGGAACCAGCACUCGGCCCAGUUUAAGCUCUGGUUCACUGUGGAUAAAGCCCCUGAAGAUUGGGACUACAGCCAAGGGUUUGUGAACGAGGACAUGAUUCGAGAGCAUAUGCCACCUCCUGAAGUCGAUCCCCUGAUCCUUAUGUGUGGGCCUCCUCCCAUGAUCCAGUAUGCCUGCAUCCCCAACCUGGACAAAGUGGGGUACUCCAAGGACCUGCGCUUCUCCUUUUAGUGGGGGACAGUGACCUAGGGCAGCACAGCAGGGUGGGGAGCUGGUUUAUGGGAACAAGGUCACAUAUAUACAUACAUUUACCCAUAUGCGCACAUACAUACACAGAAACAAAUGGGCUCAUGUCAGGUGCUGGGAAGCAACACCCGACCAUAGGUCUCUAGACUGGCAGCCCUUCCCCCCUAGUAAAGCCGGCAAGCCUUUGUACCUUCCCCUCCCAUGCUGAGUGGGUGACUCAAUUCAGUUUUUCUGCCAGGGGUGACAGUUUCCCAGGUGGAUGGUCAUGUCUGUCACUCAGCAGGAACAUAGCCACUCCCAGACAUUGAAACAUCUUUUCACAGUUCAUUUCUUUCAGUCACACACUGCCUAAAAAUUCAGGAGUCUCUUCCUCUUUUCUAAAUUUUUAAUUUGUUUUCUUCAAUUAAUCCAGCUCCCAUGCAAGAAAGGGUUUCUCCAAAGGAGGUGGCUCCAGCCAUGGCUGAUCUGGGCUCCCUUGGGGCCAUCGUCUAUCCAGGGGCCCCUCCGUGGUAUCUUGAGAACCCAUCUCUCUCUCAUGAGCUUGAGCAGAGCCUGUAUGUAGCACACAGGGGAUCUCACAGGCCCACUACCCCUUCUUCAGGCUGGGGCAGCUUUGAAGUUCUGAAGGGGGCUUCUGAGUCAGGUGGGAGCAAGACAGGGCCAGCUCCAAAAGUGCCAGGCGGCAGGGAAGUCAUGAUGGAGGAAGGCAUUGAUCCCGGGCCAUACCGGGGGCCUAGAUGGUCUCCAGAGAACAGGGAGGGCAGGCUUACUCCUGUAGGCCUUGUUAGCUGGUGGUGAUUGGUUUGUUUGCUCCUCUGACUCAGAAGGGAAAUGGAAAGAAAGCUGUUUGUCUUUUGGAGCUAUGGAGAAUUUGUAAGGAAGGGAACCUGAAACCUGGGGCCACAGCUGCGAUUGGGCCAGGAAUGGUAUGAAUGCAGAAUUAUUGGGCAAGAGGGUCCAUCUCCUCUGAUGGUCUGAUGGGAAGUCUAUACAGGACCCCAAGUGGUCAAGGAGUGUGGGGUGUGUGUGUUGUGUGUGUGUGAGAGAGAGAGACAGAGAAACACAGAGACAGAGAAACAGGAGAGAGGGAGGGUGGGACAGAGGGAGAGAGGAAAAAGAGACAGAUUCCAAGGGCCUUAAUUUUUUUUCUCCUUUGGCAUGGUUGGCCAAGGGUCCCAGCCCCCUCCUCCUGCUCCUUCCCCUUCCAAUGGCAGCCUCAAGAGGAAGGCAGAUUCCAAAGUGUUCUCCCCCCACCAGGGCAGAGACCCUCUUGGAACCAAGCUUCACCAUCUCAGCCCAGGGGGUCCCACCUCCUUCGUUCUCAUGCCAAGAGGCCAGGCCAUCUAACUUCUAUCUGGCUGUACCACAUGUGUGGCUUUUCUUUCCUUCCCUUUUUUGAGGGGCCUCCCUCUGCUCAGUGACUCCUUCCCCCCUUCACAUGUUACUUUGCAAAUAAUAGUCGUCCCUUGGCAUCAGAGGGACAGGGUCGCUUGGCCAGGCUGGGUGGAGAAGCAGGAAGGCGAGGUGUGCGUGUGUGUGCUCGCUCAUGUACGCCCAUGUGGAGAUGAAUGACUGUACUUGUGUGUGUGCUGAUGGGAAGGUGAGAGGGUGGCCAAGAGGGAAGCAGAAGCAGGAGCUGCAGAGAGAGGAGACCUGAGGCCACCUUCUGCAUUGGGCCACUAGUGUCCCACCUUGUGGUGACUCCAAGGGCACCUGUCAUUCCCAGCGGGGCAGAACCUUGGGACCCGUGGGCUGGUGAAGGGAAGAUGUGGUGGGGGCUGCCCGGGUUUGCUCCCCCAAAGGCACCUCUCCACAUCCUGGCUCCACCUGGGCUCCCUGGGCAGCAGCUGGGUCAGGGCAGAGGGUGCUGCCACCAAUACCUUUGUCCCGCUUCUGUCUCCAAUAGUGGCUUUCUUCCAGGCUACAAUUUGUUUUUUUUUUUGUGCAGAAAAUAGAAUAAAACUUUGCUCAGUGUU
This is a messenger RNA of Trichosurus vulpecula (common brushtail), 3009 nucleotides long. RefSeq names its product NADH-cytochrome b5 reductase 3. Gene Ontology annotation, molecular function: oxidoreductase activity; FAD binding. The coding region runs from base 113 to 1018 and encodes 301 amino acids. Lineage: Eukaryota; Metazoa; Chordata; Mammalia; Diprotodontia; Phalangeridae. The record is from RefSeq and is a predicted model, not a curated record. The transcript has 9 exons. Gene Ontology annotation, cellular component: mitochondrion.